Capronia epimyces CBS 606.96 is the source of this 1953-nucleotide messenger RNA. Its product is annotated as DNA polymerase eta subunit. The record is from RefSeq and is a predicted model, not a curated record. NCBI's taxonomy places the organism in Eukaryota, Fungi, Ascomycota, Eurotiomycetes, Chaetothyriales, Herpotrichiellaceae. Gene Ontology annotation, molecular function: DNA-directed DNA polymerase activity; damaged DNA binding. Gene Ontology annotation, biological process: response to radiation; error-prone translesion synthesis. Gene Ontology annotation, cellular component: nucleus; site of double-strand break; replication fork. The transcript has a single exon. The coding region runs from base 1 to 1953 and encodes 650 amino acids.
AUGUCAUCGUCGCAACCCUUCCAUCUGUCCUCGCCCACUGCCGGAGGAGGAGUGAGGAAAAAGUCACGCUUCACAUACAAGCAUCUACAGCUCCUGAAACAGUCGGCGACGAACUGCCCGUUGCGGGUGAUCGCGCUGAUCGACUACGAUGCGUUCUAUGCGCAGUGCGAGAUGGUGCGGCUGGGGGUGGGCGAGACGCAGCCGCUGGCGGUGCAGCAGUGGCAAGGGCUGAUCGCCAUCAACUACCCGGCGCGGGCGUUCGGGCUGAACCGCCACGUCACGGUGACGGAGGCCAAAACCAAGUGCCCGGAGCUGGUGGUGCAGCACGUGGCGACGUGGCGCGAGGGCGACGACAAGUGGGCGUACCGCGCCGACGCGGCCCAGCACAUCCAGACCGACAAGGUGUCGCUGGACCCGUACCGGCUCGAGUCGCGCAAGAGUCUGGCCCUGGUCAAGGAGAUCCUGCCGGCCCCGCCCGUCCAGAAGGUCGAGAAGGCCAGCAUCGACGAGGUCUUCUUGGACCUGUCCGCCCAGAUCCAUCACCUCUUGCUGCAGCGCUACCCGGAGCUUCAGUACGCCCCCUACGACGACCCCACCGAGCUGCUGCCCCUGCCGCCCUCCAGUGCGCUCGACUGGCACGCCGACGCCCUCGUCGAUCUCGACCACGUCGAGGCCGAGGACGACGACCCGGACUGGGACGAUGUCGCCAUGAACGUCGGCGCCGAGAUUGUGCGCCAUGUCCGCCACACCAUCUACGAGAGGCUCAAGUAUACCUGCUCCGCCGGCAUCGCCCGUAACAAGAUGAUGGCCAAGCUGGGCGCCGGGUACAAGAAGCCCAAUCAGCAGACCAUCGUGCGGAAUCGCGCCGUCCAGCACUUCCUGUCAGGCUUCAAGUUCACCAAGAUUCGCAAUCUAGGCGGGAAGUUGGGCGAACACGUGGUCGACACCUUUGGCACCGACGAAGUCACCGAGCUGCUCACCAUACCUCUUGAACAGCUGAAGGCGAAGUUGGGCGAUGACACGGGCAGCUGGCUCUACGGCAUCAUCCGUGGUGAGGACAACAGUGAGGUCAAUUCACGCACACAGAUCAAGUCGAUGUUGUCGGCAAAGUCAUUCCGGCCGAGCAUCAACAACACGGAUCAGGCAAAUAAAUGGUUACGUAUUUUCGCCGCAGAUAUCUAUGCCCGCCUCGUCGAGGAGGGCGUGACCGAAAACAAGAGAAGACCAAAGACCGUCACCCUCCAUCACCGCCAGGGCGGACAGACCCGAUCCAAGCAAUUGCCUAUCCCACAGGGCAGGAAGAUUGACGAGACCGUGCUGUUUGAGCUCGCCAAAACUCUGCUAGGCCAGGUCAUUGUGGAUGGCAGAGCGUGGCCCUGUGCGAAUCUAUCUUUGAGCGUAGGCGGCUUUGAGGACGGUGUGUCGGGAAAUAGAGGUAUCGAUACCUUCCUCCUGAAGGGAGACGAAGCCAGAGCUGCCAUGGAGCCACCACCUCGGAGCAACACCGCCACACCCAAUUCCGAAGACCCUCGACCAGAAAAGCGCCGAAGGCUCAAUGAAGCAUCCAGCAUUGCUCGGUUUUUUGCCCGGGCCGAGAGUAGCGGCGACCCGGCGGAUGAGCUAGCAGACGACGGGCAUGACGACCCGAGUGAAGAGGGAGAGGUCGAAAAUACGCAAGACGGCCCUCACAGACCGCGUCACAUGGAUCAGCAAGAUAUUACUUCAUACUUUUGCCAGGAAUGUCAGCAGUCCCUCAAGGAGACGGAUAGAAACGAACACGAAGACUGGCACCUUGCCAGAGAACUUCAAGCUCAAGAGGCGCCCGCUGUCACGGGCCCAGCAAACAGUCGUCCACCUGGGCAUUCAGUUACCAAACCAAAACGCGGAGGAAUCGGCACGCGAGGACGAGGUCCGAAGCCCGAGAAAGGGCAGAGUCGUCUUGCUUUUGGAUGA